UGUGUAUGGUCGUUAUCAGCGUAUGGCUGAUGCCAUUGCUGCUCGGGCGGCAGACAAACAGGAAAACCCAUUUUGGUUUUCUAUCUGCGAGUGGGGCUGGCAACAACCAUGGAUCUGGGGCAAACGACUUGGACACAGCUGGCGCAUCAAUGGCGACAUCAAACCAUGGUGGAACUCGCUCGCGGCAAUCAUUGACAAUGCUAGCUUCCAAUACUGGGCAACCGACUUUUAUGGCCACAACGACAUGGACAUGCUGGAGGUUGGUAACACUGGCCAAGGUGAUCCAAUUGGCAACCUCACGUAUGACGAAGCGAAGAGCCACUUCACCGUAUGGGCCCUCCUCAAAAGUCCGCUCUUCAUCUCCACAAACUUGCCCAACACAACCGAGGAGGAACGCGACAUCUUGAAGAAUCCCGACAUCAUCAAGAUUCACCAAGAUCCCAAUGUCGGAGAAUCGAUCGCACCCUUCCGCUGGGGUAACGAUCAGCCUGACUUCGUAUCGAAUGCCACCCACCCAGCACAAUACUGGUCCGGCAACAGCAGCUACGGUGUUGUCUUCAUGCUACUGAACAACCUCGAUAUUUCCCAGGACAUGUUCUUCAACCUCACCGAAAGCUGGGCGAUUCGCGCCGGCCGCCUCUACGAUGUAUACGACAUGUGGACGCACACAAAUAACGGAACAGCGCUGCGCAACAUGACUGUCGCGCUGCCGCCACACGGCGUCGUGGCACUGUUGUUGAAUGAUGCGGGACCAGAGUCAGACCCGAGCGCGUUGGGUCUACCGUAUUGUGGGAUUUACUGGCAGUGCACUUGGCCAAACGGGACGUACUACAGUAACUGAGAACGAGAGGGUGACAGUGAUGUGAUUCUCUCUGCUAAGGAUAUAUUUGGAGCUCAUAUUCGCAUCCAAAACGGAGGCCGUCUUCCGUGACAAAAACGC
Molecule: messenger RNA, 940 nt
Organism: Didymella exigua CBS 183.55
Lineage: Eukaryota; Fungi; Ascomycota; Dothideomycetes; Pleosporales; Didymellaceae
Product: glycoside hydrolase family 27 protein
Exons: 1
Coding region: 23-841 (272 amino acids)
Biological process (GO): carbohydrate metabolic process
Molecular function (GO): hydrolase activity, hydrolyzing O-glycosyl compounds
Source: RefSeq, a predicted model, not a curated record